AUGAAGACUGCCAUGAACUUCCUCGUUUUCCUCCUUGCAUUGCUUCACACGGCAGUCGCUGCCGACUCCUCCUCGUCCUCGUCAUCCUCAUCCUCCUCCUCAGUCAGUCCCACCAUGGUGUGGGUCACCGGAACCGAUGCCGACGGCAAAACAACCGUCACUCAGUCUGCGUAUUCGCAGACUUUUUCCACGUUGUAUUCCGAUGUUCCUUCUGCCAGCAGUGGCUCUGUCGGCUUGGGAAGUUUGUCGGGCGAGGUGGGCAACAUCCGAAGCUACACCCAUACCACCAUCAGCCGCAACGGAGCCUCUGGGUCGUCACAUCACCCCCACGGGUCCGUGGAGCGCACCAGCUUUGCGUUGGUGGCAGUGGUGUUGGCGAUGGGCUUCGGGGUGGUAUGCAUUUAA
Messenger RNA from Suhomyces tanzawaensis NRRL Y-17324, 405 nucleotides. RefSeq names its product Kre1p (gene KRE1). The transcript has a single exon. Gene Ontology annotation, biological process: fungal-type cell wall organization. The record is from RefSeq and is a predicted model, not a curated record. Lineage: Eukaryota; Fungi; Ascomycota; Pichiomycetes; Serinales; Debaryomycetaceae. The coding region runs from base 1 to 405 and encodes 134 amino acids.